AUGAGCUCUUCCUCUCCUGCUCCAGAUCUGAUGUCUGAAGAUGACGAUGCAAUUGACAAAACACUCAUUGCUAUGAAUGCAGAAUUCGAAAAGAUGCUUAAUGCAGAAAUUGACGAAGUCGCAGAAAUAUCAUCACGGAAAUCUCCCAGGUCCCUCUCACCGAUGUCAUCUCUCCAUACAGAUGAUAAAAGCCAAUCCUAUAGACUAGAUUCAACGCGGUCAAAUAAAAGUGGCGUCAAGUUUCAAUUUGAUACAAACACAGUCUCGGAGAAACCACCAACUGGAGACGACUCCGACGAUGAUGACGACGCUUCCUUCCUCGAAGAAAUGAGUGCCUUGAAGGACGUGGCAAAGCAAAUUGAAGAGGCUUUGAGAGACGAGAAUACAGAUAGCAUGGACGUUGCCGUACAAAAGAUCAAGGACUCUCCCCUACCGAACAAUUGCAAGUCCGUGCUUUUGCAAUCCGCCGACAAGAGAAUCAUCAACAAGAUCCUAGGCGAGGAAAAGCGCAAAACCAGCACCAUGCCGGAAAACAGAAUAGAGCAAAUCAUAUAUAUUAUUCGCCGCGAUGGCUUGGAAGCCAAAGAAACAACAAACGUUCUGUCGGUGCUGUGUGUUGUGGUCUGGUCGAUAGUAUUCGGGCUGAUGCGAAGUGUCAUGCGUGCCGAAUUGUAA
Cylindrotheca closterium is the source of this 675-nucleotide messenger RNA. The record is from the annotation of a GenBank genome assembly. NCBI's taxonomy places the organism in Eukaryota, Bacillariophyta, Bacillariophyceae, Bacillariales, Bacillariaceae.